CUUUGUGUCUCAACACUCUCAAGCAUGUCUAAACAAAAUACAAGAAAACAUGCUUCGCAGAGGAACGGCGGCCUCGAGAGGGAGAAACCGGCAGGCCAAAGCUUCUUAUCCAAACAUCUCAAGAAGGUUUACCCACUUGGGUUUCACAAGAGUGCUUCAUCUCUAUCACUCUCAUCAUUAUCUCUGUCACAAAAUUCCAAUGAUUCUUCUUUCAGCGAUUCUAUCUCUCGGGCUCGGUUGGAUAGGAAGGUUUCAUCGGUUCCUGUUCCGAUAGUCACACCAAUUUCUCUUCGCGGACUUGGACCUCCUGAUAGAAAGGAAGUAUCAUCAGUUACUAAUGUCGAACAGGAGAUCCAUGAUUUCAGUGGUGGGGGCUUGAGGAGAUGUAACUGGAUUACAAAGAAUAGUGAUAAAGCCUAUGUUGUGUUCCAUGAUGAGCAAUGGGGAGUUCCGAUUUACAAUGACAAUCAACUGUUUGAGAUGCUUGCAUUGUCCGGGUUGUUGAUGGAUCACAAUUGGUCUGAAAUCGUGAAAAGAAAGGAACUAUAUAGAGAAGCUUUUGGUCAAUUCAAUCCUAGUUUUGUUGCCAAGCUGGGGGAGAAAGAGAUCAGAGAGAUAAGCUCCAACGAAGAGCUCGCAUUAGCAGAGAGCAGGGUGAGGUGCAUAAUAGACAAUUCCAAAUGCAUAAUACAGAUUGUGAAGGAAUUUGGAUCAUUCAGCAGCUAUAUCUGGGCAUACAUGGAUUACAAACCAAUGAUCAGCUAUUACAGAUACCCAAGAAAUGUUCCCCUAAGAACACCAAAAGCAGAGGCCAUUAGCAAGGAUCUACUGAGAAGAGGGUUCCGUUUUGUGGGGCCUGUGAUUGUGUAUUCUUUUAUGCAAGCCUCAGGGAUGACCAUCGAUCAUCUGGUGGAUUGCUUUAGGUUUAGUGAAUGUGUGAGCCUUGCAGAGAGACCUUUUAGGCAUGGCUAGCUUCAUUUUGUUGUUCAAAGUUCACACACACACAAUAAAAAACAAAAAAAAGCAAAAAUAUUUAUAAGUGUAGGGGGAUUGAGUUUGUUUAUGUUAAAAGUUAUGGGUGAAAUAGAUUAACACAGCCUAUUUGGUGCAGUCCAAUAACUUUGUCGUAGAGAGUGGGAUCCAAGGAUUGCCAACCAUUGUAUUUAAUUUGUUUCUUUAUGCUUA
Messenger RNA from Nelumbo nucifera (sacred lotus), 1185 nucleotides. Its product is annotated as DNA glycosylase superfamily protein. NCBI's taxonomy places the organism in Eukaryota, Viridiplantae, Streptophyta, Magnoliopsida, Proteales, Nelumbonaceae. Gene Ontology annotation, molecular function: DNA-3-methyladenine glycosylase activity. Gene Ontology annotation, biological process: base-excision repair. The record is from RefSeq and is a predicted model, not a curated record.